AUGUGUCUUUUAAACUACUUGCAUUAUUUUGUUGCUGUACAUUAUUUUGCAUCAUCAGAGAAUAACGAAGAAACUGUAUGUAAAACUUCACUGCCAAGUACAUCCCAAGUUUCCAGAAGUAAAUCGAAGAAGAGACGUCUUACUGAUGAGAAAAGCAAUUGGAAAAUGACACCUCCAGUUUCUACAAAGCUGUCUCAAACUAGUGAGCAUGACAUCACCACAAAGAGAGAGGAAUUGAAGGAAAAACUUUCUUCUUUGACUCCAAAGGAGAUGUUUGAGGAACUGAUGAACGAAAACAUAUAUGAGUUCAUACUGAAAGAAACUGUGAGAUAUGCAGUAAAUAUGACGAAUAUGCAGGAUUUUAUCCUCACAGUUGAAGAAGUGAGGGUCUUUGUCAGAUUUCUUCUUUUUGCUGGCUACCAUAAGCUCCCUGCUGAGAAGCUAUACUGGUCUGAGGAGGAAGAUGUUGGAAUACCAAUUAUAAAGACAGCUACGUCAAGGAAUAAAUAUCAGAAGUUGAAAACAUUGCAUCAUUUUCAAGAUAAUGACUUAGCCAAUCUUCCCGUGCCUGGGUUACCGGCCAAUGAAAACGAACACGAUCGCGGAUUGAAAACUAGACGUCUACUGACAACGAUAAAUGAUUCUUUUCAAAAAUUUGGAAUAUUUGAGGAAAUUUUGUCAACUGACGAAAUGAUAGUCAAAUACUAUGGACAAAGUGGGCUGAAACAGUUUAUCCGAGGCAAGCCUAUUAGAUUUGGCUAUAAGUUGUAG
Molecule: messenger RNA, 771 nt
Organism: Schistocerca nitens (vagrant locust)
Lineage: Eukaryota; Metazoa; Arthropoda; Insecta; Orthoptera; Acrididae
Product: piggyBac transposable element-derived protein 3-like
Exons: 3
Coding region: 1-771 (256 amino acids)
Molecular function (GO): sequence-specific DNA binding
Source: RefSeq, a predicted model, not a curated record